Molecule: messenger RNA, 4710 nt
Organism: Manis javanica (Malayan pangolin)
Lineage: Eukaryota; Metazoa; Chordata; Mammalia; Pholidota; Manidae
Source: RefSeq, a predicted model, not a curated record
GCCACGCGAGCCGGGGGAGGGGACGCCCAGGGGCGGAAGCCCGCGAGCCGCUGGGUGUCGGCUAGCUGGGAUCUCGUCGCGCAGGGGGUGGGCGCUAUUACUGCGGUCACUUUCCGUAGGAGACGGCUAGGCACGGAGGGGCUGCAGCCAGGCCAGAAGUCGGAGCAGCGGAACUGGGUUAGCCCCGGGCGGCAGACUCCAGGGCCGCCGCACCCAGCCGUGCGCCUCUGCAGUAAUGCGGGCACAUCUGGGGGACACCUGUGUCCAGUUUCUGAACUCAGGGACUGAGUAACGUCUUGGGUCAUGCUCCCCUAGAAUAUUGCUGCCCAGAAUGAGUGUGGUAAAAUGCAGGUCUGCCUCUCCUGACCCCAAAGAAGUUCUAAAGCCAAGGAAUCUGACACUGCUCACAUGGUUGGCAAGUGAGGUCACAAGGCCAGUGUGGCUGCAGAGUCCCGUACUUUCCCCUUCCCUGAUUCGGCGUGAGCUCAGAUGACCUGUCACUCAAGAGGAGAUACCAGGCUGGGACUGUCCGCACUCUACCAAGCUUUGUGCUUCAAGAAUUGCCUGAGCCAGUGGAAAGGCCACUCAUGCAAGAGAGGCCUGCCAAAAUGCCCAUUAUGGUGGAAGACAUUAUGAAACUGCUCUGCUCCAUUUCCGGGGAGAGGAAAAUGAAGGCUGCCGUCAAGCACUCUGGGAGGGGCGCCCUGCUCACGGGAGCUGUGGCGUUUGUUGGCGGUUUGGUUGGUGGCCCACCAGGACUAGCUGUUGGGGGUGCCGUUGGGGGUCUAUUAGGUGCAUGGAUGACGAGUGGACAGUUUAAGCCAAUUCCUCAGAUCCUAAUGGAGCUGCCUCCUGCUGAGCAACAGAAGCUCUUUAAUGAAGCCACUGCCAUCAUCAGGCACCUGGAAUGGACAGAUGCUGUGCAGCUGACCACACUGGUCAUGGGCAGUGAGGCUUUGCAGCAACAGCUGCUGGCCAUGCUGGUGGGAUACGUCACCAAGGAGCUCCAGGCAGAAGUUCAGUAUGAUGACUAGGCUGCUCCUCCAGGAGGUGGUGGUCUCAUGUAGAUGAUUCUCCCUACUGGGGGAAGGUGAGCAGAGAGUUGGGAGGGGCCACACAUCCUCAGCCUAUUACCUAAACCGGAGCGAAGUCCGCUGGAGAGGCUCCUGCUGUGCUGUGCCACAUUCUGGAAAGUACUUAUGAAGGCGUUGCAUUUUGUGGUAGUGCGUGUAUGCUGACCUCCCUUUGGGAAGCUGGCGAGAAGCAAAGGCAUGCCUGUGGCAGACAUCUGGAUGUCUGAGUCUGCUCUCACUCCCGUGGGGGUGUGGAGGAAGGUCGGCAUGUUCAGCCUUCUCGUCUUCUCAAGACAACACCUUCACCCUCUUCUAGGCUUGGGUCUCAGGACCUUGGAGCUGGCCCAUGCUGGAACCAAGUUAGCUCUUGAAUGCACCCCUGCCCAAUGGCUUCUGAGUGGCCUCAUGGAGGGGGCACUCAGUCUGUUGAGGGAAGCCACAAAUGUCAGUUACCCAGCCCCUUCUCCCCCUAGCUGCCACCAGGCUCUUGCUCUCCCAGGACUUACUUCCAUCUGAAAAGUCAUGGUAGCUCUUGAGUUCUGCUUUUUAAAUUAAAUUCUUUCACUAAAAAGUAUUGCUCUUUCUGGAAUGGUAGGGUCAUAAACUAUUUCUAAGAAAUGUGUUCACCCUGAAUUUCCCCUAAUACUAUGUUCAUUUUGCUUUCAGAGCCACAACUUGACUGUCAUCAAAUUGCAACAGUUUUUUUCUCGACAGUCCUUUUUCCACAUUUUUGUGUAAAACAUGUCUACCCAUCAUUUGGAGUCAUAGCCACGGAACACAAGGGAGAAGAUACUGGAUUUGUGGCUUUUAAAGAAUGAGAGAAGGCGCCUGAUUCCAGGGCCUGAGACCUGACUUUCCAGGCCAGUUUGGCCUCCCUGUCCUGCCAGUGUGCACACACCACCCUGAGCUUUCGCUAACAGCCACAGAAUGUCCCUCAGGUCCCAGGCCCUGGGGCAGGGUGGAGACUUGAGGCUCUUUGCAUGAACAGAGGCAACAUAGGCCUCCCUGGGAGUACAGAGGGAGGUCCUCCUGCUGCUGAGAGCCAGUAUCCUGGUACCUCCAUGUGUGUAAAGAAAACUUCAGGGUGAACUAGAAACCCGGGUGAUAAAGGAAGGUUAAGCCAUUAUGUCUCAGAAAAAUUGCUCUUCUGCUGGUUCAUCCAAGACAAGUCAGGUCCCUGACAGGCCCCACUCCUAUAGUUGAAGCCAUUGGGUUCAUUAUGUGCUGCUUGAGUUGGGGACAGGGUGAGGGUCCAUUCAGAUGAUUCUCCUAACUCAGAAGGUGACGGGAAUUGGGGAAGCCCCACCCCAGGGGACACAGGUGGUCCCAGCUCAGAGGUUGCCACCAUUGUACCCUGGAGCCCUUCCCUGCCCCGCUACCACCUGCCUUUACUCCUGGGAAAAACGUCCUGGGGAGGUGAUGGCCUGACUCUUGACCAGUUGUGUGUCAGAUGGAGCAGACUUGCUGAGCUAAGUCACCCUUGAUGAGACGAGUCUGGGGUGAUUUGCAGUGGGCUUUGGGUCCAAGAGUCCAGUCUCUCCCAGGAGCUGAAUGCAACUUCCUUGCUUUUCCCUCAGAUUUUUCUCAGCUUCUAUGUGUUUAGUAUUUGUAUCUUUUUUGUAAAAAUAUUUAUUUAUUUAUUUUUGAUUAGGACAUACCAGUCUGGUAUAAAACUGAAAAGAUACCAGAAGGCACAAAUGGAGAAGGAAAGCUCCUAUGCUGACCCCUGUCCUAGCCCCUCCCUAGAGGCUGCCUCUGUACCAAUUUCUUGUUCAUUGCUUUAACUCUGUUUUCAAAUAGUAUUUGAAAAUAUACUCAUUUCCUUUUGUCAGUGUUUGUUGCUGAAAACUUAGAAAAAAACAGAAAAAAGAUGAAAUAAACACCACUACAAACUUCACUAGUCAGAAAACCGCUGUUAACAAAUUUGGCAUGUAUCAUGCAAACCAUGUAAUGUGCAUUUCUAAUGAACUUGCAUCUUAAUGUUUAGGCCUCUGAAUAUUUUUACCAACUGACAUUAACAUGUGCAAUGUAAUUUAAAAUUUCUUGUAAACAUGUGUAGUAGCUCUAUAACAUUCCAUUGUGCUUAAGCCUGCCCCUGAUGUGGUUUCCUUUGUAGGUGUUUACCAUUAUAAUGCGGCAGUGAACACUUCUGUUCAUAUUUUGGAUUAUGACAGAUACUCUUUAUGAAUGAUUCCCUAAAGUGAAAUUGCUGGACUAAAGCAUACAAUAUUUUUUUAAGGCUAUUGUUAUAUUUGGUCAAAAUUCUUUUUAGAUAGGCAGUAUCCAUAAUUUGUUUUCCCAAAAACAAGGUUUUUGGGGGUGAACAUAUCACUGCAUCCUCACCAAAAAAUAGAAUGAUAGUGUUUUAAAUCUUUAUUAAUUUUAUGGGUGAUAAGUGACAUCCUGGUUUGAUUUGUUUUCCUUUGGAUUGAGAAUGGGAUUGACAAGGCCUGAAUCACCUCCUGGCAGACACCUGCCCAGGUGGUGCAGAGAGCUCCCAGGCCCCUGUGGCUGAGGCCCAGCACAGGCUAAAGAGGCCAUGACCUAAGCAGGGGGCUGCUGCAGCCUGGCCCUACCUGUGGCUAGCCCAUGAUGGCUGGCUGGGUGGUAAUGGUGGGGUGGCUAGAAAAUGGCAAGGGGCUGCCAGCAGGGUAAGGUGGCAGCUGGAGAGGAAGCCUUGGUGGGGGACCCAGUAAUUAUGAAAAUAAACCAUCUGCUCUGGGCUGGUUACUAACUUGCUUUGGGUAUCAAUGUGGCAGUGCCAAGCAAGAUAUUUCACAAGCAGAUGGUGUAUUUUUAGCUAGAAUGGACUUUUCAAUUUUUCUGUUUUUUGAGAUGUCUGGCUUGGAAGUAAACGAUGGAAGUGGUUGCGAUGUGGGAGGCUGGGCAGACAGGCUCAGGGUUUGAAAGUGUCGGCUCCCCAUUAGUUAUUGAGAGGUGCCACCUAGUGGGCAAGUGGGUGCAUCCUGUCUCCUUCCCUCCCAGCAGGCCCACCAAGCCUUCUCGGGGUCACCGGCCAGGCCAGGAUAUGGCUCCACAAGGAUGCUCUUUUAUAAGUUCUCCAUGGGAGUGGACAGGGGUCUUCCUGAGGUUUUAAUAAGCCAAGAACAGAACAUCAGCCGUGUCUCCUGCAAAGUUUUUGCCUAUAAACCAGAAUGUCUCUCAAUCUUUAAUAAUCUACAUAUGGUAAUUAAGAAAUGCCAGGAUUUAUCUAAACCACAUGUGAGGGGGACUAUCUGAUGUGAUUUCAGUUUGUUGGGAGGAGAUAAAUGACUUUAUUGCUGGAGGAGGCUUCUCGGACUAUUAGUUAUGACAAGGGUGGUCAGGAGGCCAAACUUGGGCCUGGCUAACUGAAUUGCAGCCUGGGGGCAGCUCUGGGUACCCCAAAUGCUGGUAAAUGGGGGUGUUGAAAAAUGUUUUUCUAAACUAAGGGAAGGACUUUUCUCACUUGUAAUUAGCAAAUGCAAGGAUAAUAUCUAGGAUAUAAUAUGUCACACAACAAUUAAUUAGUGAAAAUAAAUACAAAUGAUCAAACCCAGAACUGGCAAGGUUAUGGGAAAACAAUGCAUACACACACACAGUAUUGGAGAAAGUACACACUGAUAAGUCUUUUGGGAGAGUGAUUUGAAGAAAAAAA